AUGUUUCAUGUUUAGCAUGCUCUAAAGGAACAUAUCUAGAUCUAGAUUUAUCUUGCUAAAUAUCCUGCUAAAAUGGCUAUUUUAUGGAUGAUAAUAGUUAAAAAUGCGUUUAAUGUUCAGACUCUAAAUGCAUUUCAUGUAAUUAAACAAAUCAAUGUUCUAAAUGUAUGUAAGGAUAUCAAAUAUCUCCAGAUGGUAAAACUUGUUUGGAUGUAUAUUGCUCGGAUUUCUAUGGUAAAUUUGACUUGCUUGAUAAAAGAUGCUCUCUUGAUGGCUAUUUCUACUUCUAAAAUAAAAUUUAAAUAAAUGAUAAUGAAGAAGAAUAAUCGCAAUUUUUAGCUACAAAUUUUAAUUAUUCUUCCUAAAAAUAAGAUUCAUAUGGUGAUCUUAUAGAAAUUCAAAUUAUAUCAGUUUUUUCUAAAUCAUUGGUAAUAGGAAUUAAGUAUUAAUAGAUAGUCAUUUAUGAUUUCUAAAACAUGA
This is a messenger RNA of Tetrahymena thermophila SB210, 480 nucleotides long. RefSeq lists its product as hypothetical. NCBI's taxonomy places the organism in Eukaryota, Ciliophora, Oligohymenophorea, Hymenostomatida, Tetrahymenidae. The transcript has 3 exons. The record is from RefSeq and is a predicted model, not a curated record.